Messenger RNA from Drosophila elegans, 257 nucleotides. RefSeq names its product accessory gland-specific peptide 70A-like. Gene Ontology annotation, cellular component: extracellular region. The transcript has 2 exons. The record is from RefSeq and is a predicted model, not a curated record. Bases 28 to 207 code for a protein of 59 amino acids. Gene Ontology annotation, molecular function: hormone activity. Gene Ontology annotation, biological process: regulation of female receptivity, post-mating. NCBI's taxonomy places the organism in Eukaryota, Metazoa, Arthropoda, Insecta, Diptera, Drosophilidae.
CGAGUUGACUUGAAUAUAUGUGCAGAAAUGAAGUCAUUGGCGAUACUUUUGGUUCUUGUUUCCUUAGUUGGAUUGGCCAUGUCAUGGAAAUGGCCAUGGGAGCCAUCUACAAAAAAACCACCGGUUAAGUUUCCAAUUCCAUCGCCGAAUCCUCGCGAUAACUGGUGCAGGCUACAUCUGGCACCUCCUUGGGGCGGUAGGUGCUAAAAUAAUUUUCAUAAUUUUUUGAAGGUAAUGGAGAUGCAGGUUGAAGUAAA